CAAUUCGUAGUUCAAUUCACCACACUCUCUCUCUUUCGAUCUCAUUAAUUUGUACUAUUUAUUAGUUUUUGGCGUGUCUCUAUUUAUCCAUAAGUUUAUACACUAUAUAUAUAUAUAUAUCCGGUCACUCAUAUCCUUCUAACUCUCAUCACUCCACAACUAAUAUCUCACCUGAAUUUCUCCCCUGUCCCAUCAAAUUUAUAUGGAAGACCUAAUGAUUUCACCGUCCUCAUCAUCGUCUCUAGUCUCAUUAUCCCAAGAACAACCAACAGUAGUAGUCCUGCAACAGAGGCUUCAACUCUUACUCCAAACCCAGCCUGAUUGCUGGAAUUAUGCUAUUUUCUGGCAGACCUCAAACGACGACGCCGGACGAAUCUUUCUAACCUGGGGAGACGGCCACUUCCAAGCCUCCAAACACUACUCCACUACUAGGACCACUCAUCAUCCUCAAACCCUACACCUCGACAGAAAGAUUAUCGAUGAUGACGAUGAUGAUGAUGUCAUCAACACGAACGGAGCUACGGACGCCAACGCCGACGCCGAGUGGUUCUACGUCAUGUCGUUGAGUCGAUCUUUCUUCGCCGGAGAAGGUGUUCCCGGGAAGGCCUUGAGUUCUGGUUCGUUGGUUUGGUUGACCGGCGGCCAUGAGCUUCGGUACUAUAACUGCGACCGAGCAAACGAAGCUCAACUUCACGGGAUCGAGACUCUGGUCUGUAUCCCAACCAGUUGUGGGGUUCUUGAACUGGGUUCUUCCAAAAUCAUUAUGGAGAAUUGGGGUUUAGUCCAAAAAGCAAAGUCCUUAUUCGGGUCAACCGAUCCGAACCCGAUUCAGUUCCUACACCGCCAGAAUAUUUCCUUCGCCGACAUUGGAAUCACAGCCGGAGCACGGAAAGAAACGGACAUCAACACAAAUGAAACGAAGACUUUACUACCGUUGAUAAAGACGAAUAUUAACAGCAUAUAUUCUGAGUCUGAUAAUUCGGGUUCGAUUUCGGACUAUCCAGUACCGGUUGAUAACGUCAGCAAACGGGUACCGAAAAAGCGUGGACGAAAACCGGGUCUGGGUCGGGAUACACCUUUGAACCACGUGGAAGCUGAAAGGCAGCGGCGUGAGAAGCUGAACAACCGUUUCUACGCGCUACGCGCCGUUGUCCCUAACGUUUCGAGGAUGGACAAAGCGUCUCUGUUAUCCGACGCCGUUUCGUACAUAAACGAGCUCAAAACGAAGAUAGAGGAAUUGGAGUCCCAAUUAGUUAUUUCCCGAAGGGAUUAUCACAACAAUAAGAGAGUAAAGGUUGAAAUGGGGUGUGAUAAUAGCAGCUUAGACAACCAGAGCACGUGUACCACUUCCGUUAAUAAUUCAAACAACUCCUCCUCCGAUCAUUAUCAGUCCCCCUCGGCCGCCGUUGGAGAAGUCGAUCGCGACGGAAUCGAGCUAGAUGUUAAGAUAGUUGGUACGGAUGCGAUGAUUAGGGUUCAGUCGGAGAAUGAGAAUUACCCAUCGGCCAGGCUAAUGGAUGCGUUGCGUGAGCUUCAGUUUCAGGUCAACCAUGCCAGCGUCUCAACCAUCAAUGACCUUAUGCUUCAAGACGUUGUCGUCAAGGUUCCCGAUCAAAGAAUGAGAUCUGAUCACCAAGCUCUCAAAGCUGCCAUUCUCGCUAGAUUUUAAUUAUAUAAUAAAUGUAAGUAUUUAAUUUAAUUGUUAUUAUAUAUAUUUAUUAAUUAAUUAGUUUGUUUUGUAAAAAUUUCUUGAUUAUUAUAUAUUCCUUCUUGUGUAAUGUUUAGUCAUGUAAAAGAGAUCUGGAGAUAUGUAAUAAAGAUAAUAAGAAAGGAGCUCUUUUCUGUCU
Messenger RNA from Cannabis sativa, 1847 nucleotides. RefSeq names its product transcription factor MYC2. Gene Ontology annotation, biological process: regulation of DNA-templated transcription. Bases 203 to 1669 code for a protein of 488 amino acids. The transcript has a single exon. Gene Ontology annotation, molecular function: transcription cis-regulatory region binding; protein dimerization activity; DNA-binding transcription factor activity. The record is from RefSeq and is a predicted model, not a curated record. Gene Ontology annotation, cellular component: nucleus. Lineage: Eukaryota; Viridiplantae; Streptophyta; Magnoliopsida; Rosales; Cannabaceae.